Molecule: messenger RNA, 732 nt
Organism: Daucus carota subsp. sativus
Lineage: Eukaryota; Viridiplantae; Streptophyta; Magnoliopsida; Apiales; Apiaceae
Exons: 2
Coding region: 1-732 (243 amino acids)
Molecular function (GO): protein dimerization activity
Source: RefSeq, a predicted model, not a curated record
AUGCUUUUGCGCCAAGGUCUUCCUUUUCGGGGUCAUGAUGAGACUGUGGAUUCUUUGAACAGGGGAAACUUUCUUGAAUUUCUUGAAUGGCAUUGCACUGAGAAAGAGAUAAAGAAAGGUCCUGGUAAUUGUCAACUUACAUCUCCAAAGGUGCAAAAAGAAUUGGUGAUUGAUAUUAUUUCUCAAGAUUGCUUUUCAGAGACAAACACUGAGCUGCUUACUUGCAUUGUCUUUCUUGAUCCCCGAAAUUCUUUUUCGGAUUUUAAUCAUGCAAAGCUUCUUCGAUUAACACAGUUUUAUCCAAAUGAUUUCUCGUUAAUGGAUCAAGAACUAUUGGGUACUCAGUUCAACAACUUCAUCUUUGAUGUCCGACGCGAUAAAAAUAUUUCAGAACUUAAGAAUAUAGGGGAGCUUGCAAUUAAAAUGGUGAAGACUCGUAGACAUACAGCUUAUCCUCUUGUUUAUCGAUUGAUUGAGUUAACUCUUGUUUUGCCUAUUGCGACAGCUACUGUUGAGAGAGUAUUCUCAGCAAUGAAAAUUGUGAAUUCUGAUUUGCCUAAUCAUAUGGGGGAUGAGUGGCUGAAUGAUAGUAUAAUGGUGUACAUCGAGAAGGCAAUAUUUGCGACUGUGGAUAACGAAUCAGUCUUGCAACGUUAUCAGCAUAUGCAAACUCGGAGGAUUCAGUUAUCAUCUAUUAGUUCUUCAAGUAAGGAUAUCACCACCAGCACAUAA